This is a messenger RNA of Teleopsis dalmanni, 2487 nucleotides long. RefSeq lists its product as uncharacterized. The coding region runs from base 1 to 2487 and encodes 828 amino acids. The record is from RefSeq and is a predicted model, not a curated record. Lineage: Eukaryota; Metazoa; Arthropoda; Insecta; Diptera; Diopsidae. The transcript is spliced from 3 exons.
AUGCCUACUAAAAAGCGAUCACAGUCUUUGCAAUCUCCAAAGGGGGUAGAAACCUUGAUCCAUAAUCGAGAAGCAGUAGUUGCCGACAUUUUAAGGUUAAAGGCAAACUUACUAGAAGGCAAUGUUGCAAAAAGUCCUAGUGAGCUAGAGUGUAGAUUGGAAAUACUUGACUCGUACAUUGACAAAGCGAUGCAAUACCAGAGCAAAAUAUUUGACCUGGAUCCUACUGAUGACUAUAGGGCUGUUUUAGAAGAUAUUUGUGUUUCAACUAAAUCCUUGUUUUUACAAAAGUUGAAAAAGCAUCGCUUUGUUAGCGCCCCUGCAAUCUCGCACCACUGUGGUCGACCGCAAUCGAAGUUGCCAAGCAUGCGACUACCAAAAUUCAGCGGCAAAUACUGUGAUUAUAAAAAUUUCAUUAGUUUGUUUGAAAGCCUUGUUCAUAGUGAUGAAACUCUUACGGACAUUGAAAAAUUCAACCAUUUACUGUCAUGUUUGUCAGAUGAAGCUCUUGGUACUGUGAAGGCCUUUCAAGUCACUGAGAGGAAUUACCCAAAAGCGUUAGCCAGUCUUAGGAAGGUGUACGACAACAAUUGUCUCAUUUUUUCCGACAAUAUUAGUAAGCUUUUCGAUCUCCCAGUAAUUCACAAACCGUCUGCUGCAUCUUUGCGCACUACAAUUGACACUGUGUCUGCCAUCUAUGAUUCCCUUCUUUCAAUAGGAGAUGAUAAGAAUAUCACCAAUGCAAUUCUUAUUCAUUUAGUCAUGCAAAAGGUGGAUUCAGUCACAAAAUCAAAAUGGGAAGAACAGCUGGACUACAACACUUUGCCAUUAUGGAGUGACUGUGAAGCAGCUCUUAAUAAAAGGUUCCAACAUCUAUCAGCGGACGAGACCUCUUCUACAAAGCAUAAAAAAUCAGUGCCAGAGUGUGACCAAAAACCCGGUGUUAAACGGGACAAACGCAGCUUUAAAUCCUCCUUUGUCUGCAACAAGCUGAAUCAAUCCAAUGAUCCCAAAUGCGUAUAUUCAUGUAAAUCAUCACGUUGCAGAGUGUGUGCGGGACAACAUCACACACUACUGCACAAAUACACUCCAAUUAUCCCUCACGCAACUGCAAGUUCUGAUUCCGAUCGCGUUUUUGUAAAUCAUAGUGCUACUAAUUGCGACCAGGUAAUUUUGGCGACAGCACUAGUUACUGUAAAGAGUAAGUCUGGAGAGUACCGAACAGCCAGAGCCUUACUUGAUUCCGGUUCUCAAACAAAUUUCAUGACCGAGGAGCUUGCACAACUAUUGCAGUUAAGAAGGGAAGAUGGAUGCCUUAAUUUAAUUGGAAUUGGUAAGAUAAAUACCACAGUUAAGCAUAAGUUACAUGCGACUGUGAGAUCGCGAGUCAAUUCUCAUGAAUUCUCAGCCGAUUUUUGGGUAUUGCGAACAAUAUCCACCUACCAACCAAAUCAUAAUAUAUCUACCGCCAGUUGGAAGAUUCCGGCAAACAUUGAGCUUGCUGAUCCAUAUUUCUACAAGUCACAAAGAAUUGAUCUUCUUCUUGGUGCUGAAACGUUUUUCGAACUUCUAUCAGUCGGACAAAUAAAACAAAGUCCGAAUCUCCCCACGCUGCAGAAAACAUUACUUGGCUGGACUGUGUCUGGAAAAUAUCAAAGCAAUAGAAAUGUUGAGCCCCAUGCUAAUGCCUUAACUGUUUCACAAGAUGAUGACACUGUAGUUAGCUCAUUGUUGCAAAAAUUUUGGGAACUUGAAGAAAUUCCCAAUAGUGAAAAAACCGCCACGCUCAUACCUGAGCACAAACUUUGCGAGGAUAAAUUCUUGUCGUCAGUGCAACGCUUACCAUCGGGGCGAUUCAAAGUUUCUCUUCCUUUCAAGUCUGAUUCCAGCAACCUUGGGCUAUCAUUUGAGACAGCUAAGCGUCGUUUCUUGUCACUAGAGCGUAGACUUUCUAAAGAUGCUGCUCUGCAUGAUUUAUAUAUGGACUUUAUGAAAGAAUACGUAAAUCUAGGUCACAUGUCUUUAUCAACUCGCAACUUCUCUGUAUCUCCCCACUACUUCAUACCACAUCAGUGCGUAUUAAGACCACAAAGUACAUCGACAAAACUUCGUGUAGUCUUCGAUGCUUUUUCGAGAACAUCAACUCAACUGUCAUUAAACGACAUAUUACUGGUGGGUCCGACGAUACAAGAAGAAUUGUACACAACGUUGCUCCGUUUCCGUAUGCAUAAAUAUGCAUUAACUGCUGACAUUACUAAAAUGUACCGUCAAGUUUUGAUUGACGAGGCAGAUCGCGACUUUCAACUCAUUCUGUGGAGGGAAAGUCCAAACGAAGAAUUGAAGACUUACCAAUUGAACACUGUGACAUACGGAACAUCCUCUGCACCAUUUUUAGCAACUCGAUGUUUACGCCAUCUAAGUGAUCUCAAUCAAUCAACGCUUCCAAUUGGUUCCAAUGUAGUCGUAUAUGAUUUAAUAGGCUAUUAA